Meloidogyne enterolobii is the source of this 235-nucleotide messenger RNA. NCBI's taxonomy places the organism in Eukaryota, Metazoa, Nematoda, Chromadorea, Rhabditida, Meloidogynidae. The record is from the annotation of a GenBank genome assembly.
AAUGAAGUUCCAAUCGCUGAUUAUUCCUACAAUUUUUAUCGUGUUAGUUGUAUUAUUUUAUGUUCAAGCUGAAGAGGUUGGUGAAGUGGAAGUAGAAGCAAUUGCACAAGGAGGUGGAGGCAAGCGAAUUCAACGCCGAUUUUCAUGUUAUGCUGCUUGCGCUGGACAUUGUCGAGCAUAUUAUGGCUACUCCAGUUACACAGACUGCUGUGAAUGUUAUUCUCGUUACGGGUAG